UUUGCUGUAAUUUAAUAUGAACAUUUUAGUUAAAUUAAGUUAAAUUAUUUUUGUUUUUUGUAAUGAUGAUUACUGCAAUUAUUAUAGAUAAUGAUAAAGUCAUUCGAGCAAAGAUUGCUGCCAAAGCUAAAGGCAAGGGGAAAGUGUCCCAAGAAAGCCAUAUUGAACAUAUCAAAGAUACAAUUGGAAGCUCAUUUAAAGAUAGUCUUUCUUCUGAUGAUGAUAAACCAAUAUCAGAAAUCUUCAGGGGUAAAAAGAAAAUUUGCUCUAUUGUUUUGUCUGAAGAUUCAAGCAAUGAUAGUCUGAAUUGUGUAGUGGAAUCGGUUGAAAGAGGUAACAUUGGGAAAAUCAAAAGAAGAUUUGUUAGCAAAAGGAAAAAAGUUGUGCACUUAGAUCUUUCUGAAGAUUCAGAAAAUGAUAAUCAUGGCUUAGUGAAAAUGAGGAUUCUUUUGAUCACUUUGAACAAAUGUUGGUGA
Molecule: messenger RNA, 476 nt
Organism: Salvia miltiorrhiza (redroot sage)
Lineage: Eukaryota; Viridiplantae; Streptophyta; Magnoliopsida; Lamiales; Lamiaceae
Exons: 5
Coding region: 63-476 (137 amino acids)
Source: RefSeq, a predicted model, not a curated record